GAAGAAAUCGAAAUGGUGGAGCUGUGCGGAAGUGGACAACCGACAUCAGCGAUGGGAGUGAUGGGGAUCGGUUCGGUGGUGUCCGCGGCGACGUCGUCAUCGUCCUCGUCGACGACGACCACCGCGGCGUCGUCGACGGUGUCUGGCCGCGCCGGUGUCCUCGAAACGCAGGUUCGCGGUCAGUGGUAUCGCGUGUUCGUCUCAUUAGAGGACGAUUAUCUGAGUAUCUCGUUGGACGAGAGCUGCGAGACCGGUAACAACGCAUUGAACAACGGCAACAUUAACAACAACAACGUGGAUAGUCUGAAUGAUCCAGACGUGCCGGAUUCGGUGGCGAAUCAGAAACGCAUUGUGCGCGUUGUGAAAAGCGACAACAACGGCCUCGGUAUCUCGAUCAAAGGCGGCAAAGAGAAUAAAAUGCCGAUUUUGAUCUCGAAGAUUUUCAAGGGGAUGGCGGCCGAUGCCACUGAACAGCUAUACGUGGGCGACGCGAUACUGGCUGUGAACGGGGAGGAUCUACGCGAGGCUACACACGACGAGGCGGUGAAGGCGCUCAAGAGGGCUGGCAAGGUUGUCGAGCUCGAAGGUGAGUGA
Messenger RNA from Habropoda laboriosa, 594 nucleotides. RefSeq names its product beta-1-syntrophin-like. Gene Ontology annotation, molecular function: protein binding; structural molecule activity. The record is from RefSeq and is a predicted model, not a curated record. The coding region runs from base 13 to 594 and encodes 193 amino acids. Gene Ontology annotation, cellular component: dystrophin-associated glycoprotein complex; intracellular anatomical structure. NCBI's taxonomy places the organism in Eukaryota, Metazoa, Arthropoda, Insecta, Hymenoptera, Apidae. The transcript has a single exon.